Staurois parvus is the source of this 423-nucleotide messenger RNA. Lineage: Eukaryota; Metazoa; Chordata; Amphibia; Anura; Ranidae. The record is from the annotation of a GenBank genome assembly.
CGGUCAUGUGAUCAGCUGUGUCCAAUCACAGCUGAUGACAUGGGACAUGUACGCUGAUCAUCAGGGCACUGAUGAUCCGUGUGCCCUGAUGAUCAGUGUGGCUCCAUCAGUGCCACAUGCCAGUGCACAUCAAUGCCACAUAUCAGUGCCCAUCUGAGCCGCCUUUCAAUGUCACCUAUCAGUGCCAGUCAGUGCCGCCUAUCAGUGCCAUAUAUCAGUGUCAUGUAUCAGUGCUGCCUUUCAGUGCCCAUCAGUGAUGCCUGUCAAUGCCCAUCAGUGCAACCUACCAGUGCCUCCUCAUCAGUGCCCAUCACUGCAGCCUCAUUAGCGCACAUCAGUGAAGGAGAAAAAUCACUUAUUUACAAAAUUGUAUAACAAAAACUAAAACGUUUAUUUUUCAAAAUUUUCGGUGGUUUUUGGUUU